This is a messenger RNA of Acanthosepion pharaonis, 558 nucleotides long. NCBI's taxonomy places the organism in Eukaryota, Metazoa, Mollusca, Cephalopoda, Sepiida, Sepiidae. The record is from the annotation of a GenBank genome assembly.
AUGUAUCUAUCUAUCUAUCUAUCCCAGUCUGUUCAUUUAUAUCGAGGUGUUACAAUUAGUGCCUUGGAGGCCAAUAUGUCCUCCACAGAACGUCUCCAUUCUGCCCUGUCCACAGCUGCUGCUCUCACCUCACUCCAGGAUCAUCAGCCCAUCAUUUCCUUCUCCACAGUCCUUCACCAUGUCAUUCUUUGUCUUUCCCUUUUCUCACCCUUAAGGGCCCAGUAUCAGUUCAAUAGACCAAAAUCAACACGUUAUCUGACAACAGAUCUAUCAGCUCGUGAUGUACAACUUCUUCAGAAAUCUGUGGCUGACUGUGUUCCUCGACUACCUGCUGUUACUGUACUGCAGUUGUACAAAAACGAUGGUCCUCCAUCACUGGUUGUAAGGAAACUAAGCAUGGGUUGUCAUUUACUUGACAAGGCAUUGAAAGGUGGCAUAAUAUCUCGGGGUAUCACAGAAAUUGCUGGGGAAAGUGCAAGUGGCAAAACACAAUUUUGCUUACAGCUCAGUCUUACAGUUCAAUUACCAGAAGAAAAUGGAGGUUUAGCAGGAGGUUAG